This is a messenger RNA of Jatropha curcas, 4086 nucleotides long. Its product is annotated as transcription coactivator. NCBI's taxonomy places the organism in Eukaryota, Viridiplantae, Streptophyta, Magnoliopsida, Malpighiales, Euphorbiaceae. The record is from RefSeq and is a predicted model, not a curated record.
CCUCUCUCCUAAUAGUUUCCACUCUCGACUCUUCCUUAACAAGUUUUAGGAAACAACACAACCUCCAUUUUUCUAUCUUUCAGUUCACAUCCAAAAACACUCGUCUUCUCUUUCUUUCUCAGGUCCAUGCCCUCCGCUCUUCUAUUUCCACUUUCAAAUUAAAAUCUCUGUUCUUUUCACUUUCCCCUAAUUUUAUACUCUCUCCAAGGCGAAUUCAAUACAAUGCUGGAUUCCAAUUCUCCCUCCAAAACGUUUCUGGGUGUCCGUUUCGUUCUCUUUGGUUUUGAUUCCAUCCACGAACGCCAGGUUCGAGCCAAGCUCCUUAAUGGCGGUGGAGUGGAUGCUGGUCAAUACAGCCAAAGUUGUUCCCACCUGAUUGUGGAUAAAAUUGUUUAUGAUGAUCCUCUAUGUGUUGCAGCAAGAAAUGAUGGGAAGACUCUGGUCACAGCACUAUGGGUUGACCAUAGUUGUGAUAUUGGAAUGGCAGUCGAUGCUACUUCAAUUAUGUAUAGACCUCCUAGAGAUUUGAAUGGAAUUCCGGGUGCCAAACAUUUAAUUAUGUGCUUAACUGGAUACCAGAGACAAGAUCGAGAUGACAUUAUGACCAUGGUUAGCCUGAUGGGUGCACAGUUUUCUAAGCCAUUGGUAGCAAACAAGGUUACUCAUCUCAUAUGCUAUAAAUUUGAAGGUGAGAAGUAUGAGCUUGCCAGUAAACUGAAGAAAAUAAAGCUUGUCAACCAUCGUUGGUUAGAGGACUGCUUAAGGGAUUGGGAGCUUCUUCCAGAAGAUAAUUAUAACAAGAGUGGGUACGAGAUGGAGAUGAUGGAAGCUGAAGCAAAGGAUUCUGAGGAGGAUGUGGAGGACAUCACUGUGAAGCAAUCAAGUCAUCAAAUCACAUAUAAGAGUCCCCAUUUAAAAAUCAGUACUCCCAAGCCUUGUCAACUGCCCAAAUCAACUGGGGAACUGCCAAAAAUGCCACAAAUUUUAAGCGAGCCUGAAGGUCUGCCAAGUGCUGUGAAUAAGGACAUGCUAUUAACUCCUGGCAGGAAGCAUAGAAUUGAUACUGCAGUAGGUAUUGAUAAUACUUGUGUUUCUGAGGUGUUGGCUUGCCAGGUUUCUGGUGCUUCCAAUGAUGCUAUUUCUGUUGGGUUACCUGAUCUACAAGACAGAACUCCAAAGUCUACAAAAGGGUGUAGCGAUUUGGAAUCUAUACCUAGAAGUGCCAAUAAGUCUAAUUCUGAUGCAAGGUUUAUUGCUGUAAGUUAUGUUAGGAAAACACCAAGGAAAUCCCCACAGAAAUCCUCAUCAUCAAUUUUAUCAGGAGAAUUAGAUACUAAAGGCUCUCCUAAAGUACAAUUCAGUGAAUCAAUUUUGUCCGGAGAAUUGGGCAAUGUAAAAGGCUCUCCUAAAUUACAGUUUGGCGAAUCCAUUAAUAUGCCUUCUAGCAAAUUUGAAUUUGCUGAGGAAGCAAGUGUGGCUGGAAGUCCAUUAAUUAGUUGCAACCAAGGAUUGGAACCGGCAUCUUUGGUAGAUGGUCUGUCUAAGUUUAGUAAACACUCUCCCCUGGGUAGCGGCAAACAUGAUAACUCUAUGGAUGAUAUAGUUACUGUCAAUGCUGCACAGGAGUUAAAUGUUGAUGCUUCAUCAGGCAAAUCAUCAAAAUUCAAAAAGAAACCAUUCACAGAAGGUCUUUUGUUCCCUGAGAGCACAGCCCCAGAGCCUGAACAAAAUGAGGGUGUGAAAGAAAAGACCCCACAAACAUCCUUCAUUGGAUUGGGAAAGUCAAGUUUGUUUGACAAAUCUGAUGAUAGAGAUUUUGGGGUUGAAAAAUCUGAUCUUGUGGUUUCAGAUGCUGUGCUGCCACAGCAUCAGCAGCAAGAUAAACAGGUUCCAUCUUCCUUUGAAGGAAAAUCAGAAACAGAGAAAUGUCAGACGAGUGAUAAUUUGGAAGAGCUUCAUGAAGGAAAUAGGAACUUAGUUACCAAGCAAGGCAGGAAGAAGACGAUUGCCAGGAAGACUUUGGGCUCCAGACCGAAAUUGAAUAGUACUGCAAACCAAAAAGGAUCUAUUUAUUCAAAUAUAGUUUCUUUACAAAAUGAUCUCACAAUUGUUCUGCCUGGAGAGAGGACAGAUCAUGAGAAACUGUACAGUGCCAAUGAGCCUGAGACAUCCCCAGACACUUUCAAUGUUUCUGCAAUAAACGAGGCGGAUAAAAAAAAUUGCACGAGGACUGGAGAUAGUUUUGAGAUUGAGACUAAUUUUAUGGAUGAUGAAACUGAGGCUUCAGAGGAUAAGGCAGUUGAUUUGUCACAUAAAGCAGAUAAUGAGAUGGAACUGAAACAAGAGGGGGCUCUGCAUACAACAAAUGAUGCUGCUUCUGGCAUGGAAGAAAGUGGAAAGGAAGAGAAGAUUGCAGCUGAUCAACUUCAGCAGAAAGAUGAAUCAACCUGUAAAGUAAAUGGUUUGAAAGGCAAAGUAAGUAAAGGGAAAAGACAGCCAUCAGGUAAGGCAAGGACCAAGACAAAGACUGUCCCUCCUGUCCCUGAACAAGCAAAAGCUACAGAAGAUUUGCAAGGGAAAGAUAUUUGUAAGGGCAAUGUAGAGGAGAAAGCUAUUGAAAGAAAGAAAACCAAGCCAUGUACGACCAGUAAAACUAAGAGCAGAAAUGUAGAUGGGAAGAAGUCGAAGAGCUCCAUGGAAGUGGAGAAGGAGAACAAACCAAUUGAAGGUGGAGGUCAAGAUAUAAAUCAGCCCAGAGAGCCUCUUGGAAAAACAAUGGUUAAAUCUGAUAAAGUGUCAUUGAAGGUUAAGCAGAAGUCUUGGAAAAACAAUCCUAAUUGCACGCCAGUGAGAGAAGUUUCAAAACAAGUGAAAACUGAACCUGUAUGGUUUAUACUGAGCGGACAUAAGUUACAGAGGAAAGAAUUUCAGCAAGUUAUUAGGCGAUUGAAAGGAAAAGUCUGCAGAGAUUCCCAUCAGUGGUCAUACCAAGCAACACACUUCAUAACGCCAGAUCCAAUUCGUAGGACUGAGAAGUUUUUUGCUGCUGCAGCUUCUGGAAGGUGGAUUCUUAAGACCGAUUAUCUAACUGCUUGUAGUCAAUCAGGAAAAUUCUUGGAUGAGGAACCAUAUGAAUGGCAUAAGAAUGGCCUUAGUGAAGAUGGCGCAAUCAAUUUAGAGGCUCCAAGAAAGUGGCGGCGUUUACGGGAGAAAACAGGUCAUGGUGCAUUCUAUGGCAUGCGUAUUAUCAUUUAUGGAGAAUGCAUCGCCCCGCCUUUGGAUACUCUGAAACGAGUAGUGAAGGCAGGCGAUGGGACCAUAUUAGCAACUUCUCCUCCUUACACUCGAUUCCUAAAAUCUGGGGUUGACUACGCCGUUGUCAGCCCUGGAAUGCCACGCGUUGAUUUAUGGGUGCAAGAAUUUCUACAACAUGAAAUACCGUGCAUUGUUGCUGAUUACUUGGUAGAGUAUGUCUGCAAGCCUGGGUAUUCUCUGGAGAGACACGUACUAUACAAUACCCACGCUUGGGCAGAGAAAUCAUUUGAAAACCUGCUGAGCAGGGCGGAAGAGAUUGUUGAAGAUUUUACACCACCGUCAGAUACUUGUAAUAGUGAUGAUACAGCUUGUCAAGCUUGCGGAUCGCGUGAUAGAGGAGAUGUUAUGCUUAUAUGUGGCGAUGAAAGUGGUUCUAUAGGUUGUGGAAUAGGUAUGCAUAUGGACUGUUUUGACCCUCCUCUUGAAAACAUUCCAGAGGAGGAUUGGUUUUGUCCUAAUUGUAGUGGAGGCAGUAACAGCAAUAGUUCUGCUAAGAGGAGAAGAAAAGGGACUUCUUCGUUAAAUACCAAGUAUUUUUGAUUCCUCGUCACCAUUUUUAUUACAUCACUAGCCUAGUCGCAGACGUUUGGGUGUGGCCAAACAUGUAGAAUUUGUUGUACUUUGUCUUGGUCGAAAGUGGUAGUUUUUGUAAAAAUUGCCUUCUAGAAACUUGUUAGUUUUGGUGUCUCGAACUUCUGUUCAGGCAAUAACGCAAGUACAUCUCUGAAAUAUAAACUCAGGACAGAAAGUGUCUUUCUCUUAUUAAACUAA